CCUGAUAUUUUUCUUUGGAUUCUCUCAAGCUGAUGAUUUGCCUGAACCCCAGACAGAGAGGCAGUCUGCAGAGCUAAAGCAGAGAGAAUGGAUUGGAAAAAUUCAGAGCUCGGGAGAGACCUGUGAAGGUCAAGACUUGAAGAGCAGUGGGUCCUGAGUGCCUAAAAGUUGCCGCCAAUAAGAGGAGAAAGACGUUCACGUCUUGUUAGUAAAGAAACAAUGGCACCAUUCACUUAUUUCGGAGUUCUGUCUGGAGCUGUUCGUGAAGUCAGAAGGAAGAGUUCUGUGGAAGAUACGAUAGAAGAGAGAAUUGUAUGGUUGCUCUUUCUACUAGAUGGGCUGCCUGGUGGAGUAGAACCGAGAGCGUAAUUAUACAGGUUGCAGGUAUAAAGGGCAGUGAACAGGCAGAAAAAUGUUUCUGGUAGCUUGUGACACCGGCAGUUCAAGAAUGGACAGAAAACAUGGGAAAUACAUCGUGAAUGUCGAACAUUCUGAAAACCAGCCAUCAUUCCUGAACCUAAGAAACCAUGAAGCUCACAGAUCAGCAUGUCAAUUUCCAACAUCAACUGAUGUGACUGGUGAUGUAACUGUGACUGGUACUGAUUUAACUGGUGCCUGCGCUGACACAGGGACCCUUGGACACUCAGCAUUUCCAAACAGAGAAUCCCAACGUUGUCAGGUGACACAAAAUUUCUUCACCGACCGGUCUCUUUGGAAGAUCUUCCUGGCUUGUCUCUUAGCCUGUGCUAUAACAACAACAAUUGGAGUACUCAUAGAGUGCCUGGUGUAUAAUGGGAAGAAUGAUAAUACCUCCAUUGUUAUUCAGCUUCCUCAAAACCACGGGACAACCUCAUCUACUAUUUCUGAAACUAUAGUUCCUACUGCGAUAACAGAUUCUACCAGCACAUCCGAUUCAACUACCAUCACUAUGACUGCUGCUAGCACUUCAAGAGAACCAACUAGUACAAAAACCAUUGCUUCUACUGACACUCUCACAGCAACAGCCACCACUGCAACUUCUCCCACUUUUACUGAACUUAAAACGACAGCAGGAACAAGCAAUUCAACUAAACCAAAUCCCACAAUGACUGCCAGCAAUGCUACUGAGGCAAAAACAACAAAGACCACUCCUCCUGCUUCUGCUGAACCUGCAGCCACAGCAACAGUCACCGAUUCACUUCAACCCACUACCACAAAGAUUACCGGCACAACCACUGAGCCUACAACCACCACAGCCACCGCUACUGCCUCUACAGAACCUACAACCACCACAGUCACCAGCACUCUCUCUGUCAAACCCACAAUCACCACAGCGGCCACUACCUCAUCUGAACUGACUACUACAGAAACUUCCAGCACUAACACUGAGGCUAGAAUCACCACAGCUGCCAUUAUAAUGUCUGCGGUACCUACAACCCCCGAGGCCACUGCUAUAACUGCUACCAAACCUACCACCUCCAAGGCUACUUCUACAACUUCUACUGAAACUGCUAUCACCAUGGCCACCACGACUUCUAACAAGCCUAUGACCACCACAGCUACCAUUACAACCUACUGAACCUAC
Prionailurus viverrinus (fishing cat) is the source of this 1564-nucleotide messenger RNA. Its product is annotated as cell wall protein DAN4-like. The transcript has 5 exons. Bases 413 to 1558 code for a protein of 381 amino acids. Gene Ontology annotation, biological process: activation of protein kinase B activity. NCBI's taxonomy places the organism in Eukaryota, Metazoa, Chordata, Mammalia, Carnivora, Felidae. The record is from RefSeq and is a predicted model, not a curated record. Gene Ontology annotation, cellular component: plasma membrane; Golgi apparatus.